Molecule: messenger RNA, 930 nt
Organism: Xiphias gladius (swordfish)
Lineage: Eukaryota; Metazoa; Chordata; Actinopteri; Istiophoriformes; Xiphiidae
Product: high mobility group nucleosome-binding domain-containing protein 5
Exons: 1
Source: RefSeq, a predicted model, not a curated record
UCAGAAAACGCCUCUUCUGAAGGGCCCAAGACCUCGUUCCUGGACUCCUUCCUCAACAAGAGCGGCCUGGGGAAGGUGAUGGGAGGAAGGAAGAAGAAAGAGCAGAACACAGCCACAGGAGGAGGAGGAGAGGAGAACGCCGCUGAAGGAGGGGAGAAAGAGGGGGAGAAAGGGGAGGAUGCUGCAGCAGCUGAGGUCGGAGCAGAGGGAGGUGCAGGAGGAGAGGUGGAGAUAGAGAAAGCUCCAGAAAACGAAGACAAGGAUGAGGAAAAGAAAGCAGAGAAGGGCAAACCGCUGGAGGCUAAAUCCACGGUUCGAGAUCUUAUCCGGAAACCGGUGGCGAGGAUCUUCUCCCAUCGCAGCACCGAGAAGAAGGACGGCGCUGCCGCAGAACCCCAGAAACAAGUAAAAGUCCGGUCCAAGUCCCUGGACCGGCUGGAAGAUCCUGAAGCACUUAACACCACUGCAGACUCCACCAUAGAGGAGGGAGGAGCGGCAGGAGGAGUGGAGGGAGGAGCAGAGGGAGAGCAGAAAGCCUCGUCCUCCACGGCAGCCACCAAGCACAUGAAGCGCUGGCACUCCUUCAAGAAGCUGAUGGCUCAGAAGGCACACAAGAAGAGCGGGGGAGGAGGAGAGGACGGGAAGGAGGAGGGAGCAGAGGGAGGAGAAGGAGGCGGUGGAGACUCCUCCACGCUGGACUCCAAGGAGUCAGGGCAGAAGAGAUGGAAGCUGAAACGCUCCUGGACCUUCCAAGGCCUGAAGAGGGACCCGUCCAUGGUCGGCAUCAGUGGCAAGGCCAAGACCCCUGACUCUGCUGACAACGCAAAGCCAGAGGAAGCUGCAACAGCAGGAGUAGAUGAGGGAGGAGAGGAGGCUAAGGCAGAGGGAGGAGCAGAGGACGCCAAGACAGAGGGAGGCGAGGACAAGGAG